AUGGCAAAAGAUCCAAGGUGGGAAAAAGUUGCUGGGCAAAUAAAAAAGGAGCAUGCGUUUUGUAUGAAAGCGCAGAUACCAAUAGAUUAUGUGCUUAAGCUCUCGUGGCUUGAUGUCGAGAGACCAAAUAUUUUGGAAAACCAGGACUUUAAAGAUUGGGUCUCAUACUCGGUUCUUCUCAAAUAUAGCAACUCUGAAAACACGGAUGACCUAACCGCGCUAAUAAUUCUGAAGGAAUCUGCGCAGACAGACACAACAACAUUGAUUGAACGUUUAAAGCAAGCAACUAGUGUCAAAACAAGGUCGCCGUGGAAUCACCAAGUCUGCGAGUUAAUGAUAUAUUAUAGAGCCAAAGAAGACCAACUUCUAAUAAGCGCAUGGGUAGAUUAUGUCUCCACGCUCGAUGUCCAGCCUCUUGGUUGGAAUAUUGCUACCAUUUUGAGUACCAUUGUUCCAAUCAAUCAUUUCAUCAACACUGUCGUUCUCAAGGCUAAGGCUGUGAACAGAGUACAAAUUCUCCAUCCGCUGAUCAGGGCUAUGACAGAAACAAAACAGAAGUAUAAAAUGUUGUUCAAGGCAUCCUGA
Molecule: messenger RNA, 585 nt
Organism: Plasmopara halstedii
Lineage: Eukaryota; Oomycota; Peronosporomycetes; Peronosporales; Peronosporaceae
Exons: 1
Coding region: 1-585 (194 amino acids)
Source: RefSeq, a predicted model, not a curated record